Peromyscus eremicus (cactus mouse) is the source of this 2185-nucleotide messenger RNA. It is a transcript of the gene Mxra8, whose product is annotated as matrix remodeling associated 8. The coding region runs from base 101 to 1441 and encodes 446 amino acids. The record is from RefSeq and is a predicted model, not a curated record. Gene Ontology annotation, cellular component: cell surface; membrane. Lineage: Eukaryota; Metazoa; Chordata; Mammalia; Rodentia; Cricetidae. Gene Ontology annotation, biological process: establishment of glial blood-brain barrier; cell adhesion. The transcript has 10 exons.
CCGUGAUGUCAGCGGGUGCUGGCAGGGAGAGGGGGUCGGCUGUUUUUCUGGAGAGUUAGAGCUGAGUAAGACAAAGCACAGCGCGGUCCCUGCUGGCGCCAUGGAACUGCUGUCCUGUGUCUUGCUGUGGAAACUGGUGCUUCUUCAGAGCCUUGAAGUCCUUCUGUACUCAGGGCCCUCAGGGACCGCAACAGCCAGCAGCUCUGUGGUGUCUGAGUCCGUAGUGAGCUGGGCAGCCGGAACCCAGGCGGUGCUGCGCUGCCAGAGCCCGCGCAUGGUGUGGACCCAAGACCGACUGCAUGACCGCCAGCGCGUGGUCCACUGGGACCUCAGCGGAGUCCUGGGCAGCCAAGGGCGCCGACUCGUGGAUAUGUACUCGGCGGGUGAACAGCGAGUGUACGAGCCGCACGACAACGGCCGCCUGCUGCUGUCGCCUUCUGCCUUCCACGACGGCAACUUCUCACUGCUCAUCCGCGCUGUGGAGGAGGGCGACGAAGGGGUGUAUACCUGCAACCUGCACCACCACUAUUGUCACCUCUACGAGAGUCUGGCCGUGCGCCUCGAGGUCACCGACGAUCCCCUGUUAGCUCGCGCGUACUGGGACGGCGAGAAGGAAGUGAAGGUGGUGGUCCGCGGCGCGCCGGCUCUGAUGACUUGCGUGAACCGUGCGCACUUGUGGACUGACCGCCACUUAGAGGAGGCGCAGCAGGUGGUCCAUUGGGACCGACAGCUACCUGGGGUGCCACACGACCGCGCUGACCGCCUGCUUGACCUCUACGCAUCUGGCGAGCGCCGCGCCUACGGGCCAUCCUUCCUGCGUGAUCGUGUGGCAGUGAAUGCCGACGCUUUUGCACGCGGCGACUUCUCCCUACGCAUAGAUUCUCUGGAGCCGGCUGACGAGGGAAUCUAUUCCUGCCACCUGCACCACCACUACUGCGGCCUGCACGAGCGCCGGGUCUUCCACCUACAGGUCACCGAACCCAUCUUGGAGCCACCUGCUCCUGCCUCUCCCAGUAAUGGGUCUGGCCACAACAGCGCUCCUGGCCCAGAUCCCACGCUGGUAAGUAGAUCCCAAGGCCACAGUGUCAUCAACGUCAUUGUCCCAGAGAACCACGCGCAUUUCUUCCAGCAACUGGGCUAUGUGUUGGCCACGCUACUGCUAUUCAUUUUGUUGCUCAUCACCGUAGUCUUGGCUACACGCCAUCGUCAUCGUGGAGGAUGCGGGACCUCAGACAAAAAAGCUGGGAAACUGAAGGGGAAGGAUGUGAACAUGAUGGAGUUUGCUGUGGCCACAGGGGACCAGGCUCCUUAUAGGACUGAGGACAUCCAGCUAGAUUACAAAAACAACAUCCUGAAGGAGAGGGCUGAGCUGGCCCACAGUCCCCUGCCUGCCAAGAAUGUGGAUCUGGAUAAAGAGUUCAGAAAGGAGUACUGCAAAUAAAUGGAUCCUGAGCUUCUGGCUGGGUCAGUAGCUCUGUAUCAAAGGAUGUCUCCAUGACCCUCCUGUGGCACUCCUGGCUUCUUCUCAGCGGCUGGUCCCGCUUUCCUAUAAACUUGUCCUGAACUUGGCACUUUGUUCUUCCAAGAAUCACCCUCAUCUUGGUGAGCAACUGUGGGUUCCCUAGGGACUCUGAUAUAGUAUAGUUGCUGCCCACUGCUUGGGAGUACAGCCUGUGCCCACUGGUGGCUGUACUCCCAGCUUUGACAUAACAGACAUUGAUCCCUUGUUAAUGUCCACCAAAUGGACACUCUCUCGUGGCUUCUUCCUGCUAGGGCCAGGAAGCCACUUAAAGAUAGUUAAGUCACCAGUUCAACAUGUUAGCCAUUGCUUGGGGAGCCCCCAGGGUCUUCCAGGACUCACUAUGCCUAUGCAUUACUCAGAGCCCUGCUGUUAUAUGUUCUGACUCGUGGGCCCUCCUUGCUGCUUUGGGCCACUGGGAGCUGGCCCAUUGCCCCUUUUCUGCUUCUGAUCCCUUUCUGCUGAAUACCUUCCAAGAGUUGCUGGGUACCAUGUGACUCUUGGCCUUGACAUCCCUCCCUUUCUGGAGUCUGGGAUUGGGGCUCCAUUUGUCCUCUAUUUUGGCUGAAGAUGGGGGAAGAAGGUUCUGAGUGGCAUGUGCUACCACAUCAAACAGCUCCUACUGGGGAAGUUUUCAUGUCAUAAUAAAAACACAUCUGAUUUUUA